Knipowitschia caucasica is the source of this 1974-nucleotide messenger RNA. NCBI's taxonomy places the organism in Eukaryota, Metazoa, Chordata, Actinopteri, Gobiiformes, Gobiidae. The record is from the annotation of a GenBank genome assembly.
AUGUCUGCCCCCGGAGAGGAAGACACGUUUGCUGAGGACCAAGCCGUCGCGGAGGAGAUGGAGGACACGGUGAGCGACGACGACGAGGGGGUAGAGAUGGAGGACGGCGACGUGGACGAAGAGGCCGACGACAAAAAGGUGUAUGUGCCAGGGAUGGAGCCGCUGGCGCCCGGGCAAGAUCUGGAGAUGGACCGCUCAGCUUACCGCAUGUACCACGAGUGUCAGACAGGAGCUCCAUGUCUGAGUUUUGACGUGCUGCGUGAUGAUGGAGGAGAUGGGAGGGAGCAGUAUCCUCUGUCCAUGCUUCUCUGUGCGGGGACACAGGCGGACACAGCCAUUGCCAACAGUUUAUCGGCCAUCGCACUCGUUAUCUCGCUGUUGGUGAUUCUUUGCUUCCUCAUCCACUACUGCUGCUGUCACCGUGGCGACCGGAGCGAGGGAUCGGAGGAGGAAGAGGAUGAUGAAGAUGGCAGCACGGGUCACGGUUACAGCGGGAAGAAGGGUCGAGGCAUCUGCUGCGUCACUUGGAUGGCGGUCGCGUCUGUCACAUUGUGCUGCGUUGCUAUAGGCGUCGGUUUCUAUGGCAACAGCGAGGCUAAUGAUGGGAUGUAUCAGUUGACCUCGUCUCUUCUCACAGCCAAUUACACGCUCGCUUCUAUCGAUCUGCUGAUUUCGGACACAAUUAGUGGGCUGCAAUCGUCCGUCACCGGCCCCUUGUCCUCAAUGGAGGAACUUUUCACAGGAAGUAAACCCUUCCUCGUGUCCACGAGAAACUGCAGGAGGUUGUCUGAAAACGUGAUUAACAUGCUGUCGUCCAUCUCUUUGGCCCGAGGCAGUUUGGACAUGGGCCUGGGCAAUGACAGCAGCACUGCAGGGGCCUCCAUCAUCCCCCUGACCCCUGUUCCACCCUCUGUGGCCCCCACUGUGGUGCCCUCAGGCAACCUCAUGCCGAGCCCCUUCAGCCCGGGCUGGGCCGCCAACACACUCAUGGUCAAUGAGGACUACAGGUGGCUCUCAUAUGUACUACUGCUGCUGUUGGACCUGAUUGUGUGUUUAUUCAUCCUGCUGGGACUGGCCAAACAGGCCCGCUGGCUUCUUAUUUUGAUGACGGUGCUGGCGUGGUUGGCCCUUUUUCUCAGCUGGGGCUCGUUGGGCUUGGAGACUGCCACUGUAGUGGCCCUCAGUGACUUCUGCUCGGACCCAAACUCAUUUGUGCUGAACUCCACCCAGUUCACCAGUGGGACUAGUGCAGGUAAAGCAGAUGUGCUGGAUUAUUAUCUGACCUGCAACCGCCGCAUGAACAGCCCAUAUCAGCAGUUGCUGACCCAGUCUCAGAGGGCGCUGUCCAACAUUCACACACAUUUGUCCAGUCUAGACAGAAACGCUCUGCCACAGUUCCCCAAAGCCGAGAAAUCACUCAGGGAGGUCCAGCAGAUCCUGAACUCCACAGAGGGAAACUUCCAUCAGCUCGUGGCACUGCUAAACUGUCGAGGCCUGAACAAAGACUACAUUGACUCGUUGAAAGGCCUCUGCUAUGACGGCAUGGAGGGGCUGCUGUACCUGUCGCUCUACUCUUUCCUCUCGGCUUUGGCCUUCACUGCUAUCCUCUGUUCUCUGCCCGGAGCAUGGAGGAGCUUCCCAAGUGAAUCUGAAGACUAUGAAGACUCGGACAGUGAGAGUGAGGACCCCUUCACCUCACAUCAGGCACGUAGACAGACGUCCUCGGGGUCUCAACGAGGGGCCACUGCCCCCUUCUAUAAUUACCCAGGGUCCGGGUGGACACCCCCUUUUUCUAGUGCCCCGCCGCUCCCGACUCAAAACGUUUCCUCCAAUGGCAACCCUGGUUAUGAGAGCCUUCCCCUGACUGACAGGCAGUCCCCACCCCCCUCUUACUCUCCCAGCAUGCUGACUGGAUAUGGGGGAGGUCAAUCACACCCCAACCCUGCCCAUUCAAGGAACUUGUAUUCACGUUGA